AUGAACUCCUCCAACAUCACCGUCAACCAGGAAGCCCUCAUCAGUCACAUGACCAAGGCUCACCAAGGUAACAUAUACAGAUGUAUGGGGAGAGCUUCAGGGCAUAUCCUUACAUACAGUACAUUCAACCACAGGUGCUCCUGCAAUAGGGGAAUUGUAGUUGGCAAAAAGGGGAGAAUGAUAUCUAGUGUAUUAAGUCUAAUGCUUAGUCUCAACUGGCAGUUUUCAGCCUGGCUGUACAUUAGUUGAGUCCAUCUGCAGAUAUACAGUAACUUUUGUGGGAUUUAAAGGAGAUAAACUGUAUUAACUAAUGUGGCUGAACCUCUCUCUCUCUCUCUCUCUCUCCCUGCCAGGUAUGACCAUCCCUACUCAGGACAUCCUGUACAACGCUCUGGGCUCGUUGAUCAAAGAGAGGAAGAUCUACCACACAGGAGAGGGCUACUUCAUUGUCACUCCUCAGACCUACUUCAUCACCAACAGCCUGGUGAGAGAGAAGAGCUGGUGGACCUCAGGGUCUGGAGACAAUGAGCUGCCCUCCCCUCCCCCCAUCACCUACCUGCUCAGUAAUGACACUCUGGAGAGCCACCCACAGUCCCCCCUGGUGACCCACUGCAAGUCCUGCAGCUGCUUUGCCCCUGCCCAUAACGUGACCAAUGCUGCUACUACGGCCACUAUAGGUGCCACGGUUCCUCCAUCCGUCCCAGACCAGCACUUGGUUUCUGUUUCUAUUAGCGAAUGCACAGGGAAGAGCCUGAAGUGGCCUAGAGACCACAAGCCUCAAGUCCAGCACCAGUCGACCUCGACGGCCGCAGACUACCAGAUUAGUGAGGUCAGCAAGACCACUACGGCUACCACCACUGCCACUAGCCGUAAGGACAAAGACAAAGAUGGCAAGGAGAAACCAGGGAGGAGGUUUGGCCUCAGCCUCUUCAGGAGGAACGGAGGGAAGAAGGAGAAAGUGAAGAAAGAGUACGCCUUGUUCUCAGGUCAGUUCCCUCCAGAGGAGUGGCCGGUGAGGGACGAGGAGGAUCUGAACAAUCUGCCCAGAGACCUGGAGCACGCCAUUAUCAGACGCAUCAACCCUGAGCUCACUGUUGACAACCUGACACGCCACACUGUACUAAUGAAGAAACUGGAGGAGAGAGGAGGGGAGAGAGGGAUGGAAACGGAAAGACGAGGGGAAAGAGGGGUGGAAAGGGAUAGAGGGUUGCACAAGGGGGACAGGGUAGACGGAGGGGACAAGUGUGUGGACAAGGGCAUGUCCACUGAGAUCCUAAACCGCUCCAAGCCCAGACACCACCACUCCUCUCGGGCCGGACUAGGAGCAGGGGCUGGGGGCAGGAGAUCUACCUCCAAGGCCUCUCGCAGUAAGAGGAGGGCCCAUUCCUCCAAGGAGAAACGGAGAGACAGGCAGAAGACUAAGGCCCCAGUGUGUGUGGAUGUGGACCCAGACAGGGAUGACCUGGUCUCCUCUUGCCUCAGACCAGAGGUCCCUAUUGAUGAAACAGACCACAGAGAGGAGCCAGGAGCGGUGGAGGGGAAAAGCCUCUAUAAGAAACGCAUUGACAACCCCUUUGAUGGUCAACCACCUGGGAAAGAUACAGCCACAACCCAGACUGUGGCACCUACCAUGACCCACAAAGAACAGAGGAGGAGAGAGGGAAAGGAAGUGAAGGAGGGGAAAGAGGGAAAGACUUCAGGGGGAGGGAGGAGAGAACUAGCGGGACACCGCUCCAAAUCCUGGGACCCGCACAAAGCGAAAGCAACUGCUGCUGACACACAGCAUGCUGGGAAGUCUCGUACAGCCGAGGACAGGUCAUGUGACCGUCUCCACGAGAGGGGGUUCACCACCGAACCCCUCCUCCUGGCCCUCUCUGACACCAAACCACCCAGAGAAUUACCGUUAGACUACAGCUCGUCCUACCCCCAGAGCAGCACACUAAGGAUUGACGACAAGGUUAGAUAUCAGAGGGAGGGAAAGAACAGAGGGAGGAAGAGCAAGGAGGGAGGGAAGGAGAAGGAAGGAAAGCAUAGGAUGACACAGCAAGUAGAAUAUGGCAGUACAACGGACCAUAGACACCCAGCAGUAACAAGCCAAACCCUGGAUUCUGAUGCCAACCUCCCUAGUACCCAUCCCUAUAACUCAGUCCCUGCCCACCCGUACGACCAGGCCAUGCCUUGGCCAAAGCCUGCUGUGCAUCGCAGGCACUCCUUCAAACACACAGACACACAGGGAGACCUAACCCACAGGCCUGACCUGCUCUCCUCUCACCAACAGGCCUGCAGUACCACCCCCAAACAGCAUGGGCUGGUACACAGCAGUGGUGGCAGUAGAGAGCACAGGAGUCCAGGGCAUGGGCAGAGGGACAGUGAUGGGUUAGUAGUGGAGAGGAAUGGCAUUAUGAUAGAGAGUGAUGAGUUUAUAGAAGAUGAUCACAGGCUUUACCAGAGAGCAGAGGAAGAAGAUGAGGAUGCCUGUAGUUCUCUGUAUCUGAGUGAGGAGGGAGUCAUUGACAACAGAGAGGUCUAUCAAACACGCAUGUCUCGCUAUCAUGACUCUCAAUCCCUCUACCAUGAUCCUAAGACCAUAUACCAAGACACUAUCACCCACUACCACGACCAACCUAACUCCCCUUACCACGAGCCCCAACCCCACUGCCCCAACCCCCAUUCCCUCCAAGGAGACUGGAACAGCACUUAUCCGGAGGAACACUCUUCCACCAUCCACCAAGACCCCCCUCUGUCCCCCCACAGCCAGGAAGAGGAGAGGUGGGUCAGGGUGAGCGGCUCUAACCUUAACCACCGCAGCCACCCAUCCCCAGGUACCCACAGCGAUCCCAUCCCCAGACGAGGAGAUCCAAUCCCGGGGGAGCGAAGGCAGGACUCCAUCCUCUCCCUGAAAGCUCUAGAGGGUUUGGCGCCUCCUGAGGCGGCAGACAGCAGCAUCUUUGACUACUGCCAGACCAGUGAGGUGGAGUCGGAUGCUGAGACCCUCCAUAAAUCAGCAGACGAGGGGGACAGGGAGUCGUCUCACUGGGGGUGCGGAGUAGAGGAGGAGGAAGAAAAGGGUGGCUUUGAGACCCUGGGGGAGAGAGGAGGCCCUCAGACCUCAAGCGCCAGUAUGGUCAUGCCCAGUGGAACUGGACGGGGAGAGAUAAUGGGGGAGGCGGGGGAGAGUCAGAGCAACAUGGGAGACAGCGGGAUAGACUCGCCACGGUGAGUUUCUUUCUCUGUAUUAAAAUGUUGAUGAUCAUCGUAACUUUUUUUUAUGGAUUGCAGUUAUACCACUUUUCACAAAAGGUCUCAUUAUAUUUUGUGGAGUGAUUGUGACAAUUUGUCACUAGCAAGGUAUUAUUAAAUGACCAUGAUAUUCAUCAGCAUUAGUCUAUUUUACAAAAGACAAAGGACUAUGCCCCAGGAAUGGCCUUCAUUUGUAGUGUAAUCUCAGUAGAACUCUUCUAGGCAGCAGUACCUAUCCUGCUCCCAUCCUCUCCUGUGUGAGGUCCCAGUCAACCAGAAAACAGAACAGAGGCACUUGGCCCUUAAAUCCCCCGUUUAUUUGUCUUCUCGCCUGCGGCCUCGACCCCUAUCUCCAGCUGUAACCCUCUCUCUGUGGCUGAGAUAGAGGCUACAGAGCCUAUAGUGCUGGCCCAGGGAGGGUGGAGGAAUGUGGAGAUGCAGAAAAUAAGCUACGGCAGGGAGUAGUUAGAUGACCAAUGACCCUGGUCGGUGGUGACUUCUCUCUCUUCCCUUUUCAUGUAAAUGGUGAUAAAGCUGAACAAACACCCCAUAGCCAAUUACACCAGGCAGUAUUUAGACAGAGGGGAAUGAUUAUAGUGAUUAAUGUAAUUACUUUGGAAUGGGUACACCCUCAUGUUUAAAACAGAGAGAGGGGAAAAGGGAAAAUGUUUUUCCAUUAACUUUAUAAGGACUUGGCUUUUUCCCUUUUGUGGUGAAGAGCAGAGUUUUUUUCAUCUGGAUUUCACAGUAUAGUUAGUGUGUGUGGGUGUGUGACUAUCAGUGUAUUGCAUAUUGUAUUUAUAUCCAACUGAUAUGGUUAAUCUCCCCAGUCCCAACAGGACCGGUUUGUGUUUGUGUGCACACGCGUGUCCAUUUUAUAAUAAUUUAUAUUUAUACUAUGCAUUUACACCCUGUUCUUCUAUGUUACUCCCUACAGGACUCGUGUGAGUCUGGCAACCAACAACACAGUGAUUCUGGAGGGUCUAAAGAGGAGAGGUUUCCUACAGAACCUGGAGAAACUGCACUCUAAGAGCUCAGCCAUGCGACCACAGAGCUCUCUGCUACAGCUCACACCAGUCAUGAACGUAUGA
Molecule: messenger RNA, 4331 nt
Organism: Coregonus sp. 'balchen'
Lineage: Eukaryota; Metazoa; Chordata; Actinopteri; Salmoniformes; Salmonidae
Source: the annotation of a GenBank genome assembly